Molecule: messenger RNA, 4910 nt
Organism: Cyprinodon variegatus (sheepshead minnow)
Lineage: Eukaryota; Metazoa; Chordata; Actinopteri; Cyprinodontiformes; Cyprinodontidae
Gene: b4galnt3b
Product: beta-1,4-N-acetylgalactosaminyltransferase 3-like
Exons: 20
Coding region: 332-3664 (1110 amino acids)
Cellular component (GO): Golgi cisterna membrane
Molecular function (GO): acetylgalactosaminyltransferase activity
Source: RefSeq, a predicted model, not a curated record
CUCCUCGGCUGUUUCAUUGUGCGUUUCUGUGCGUGGAGGGAGCGGAGUUCAGUUCGCCAGGGGGGAUACGUUCGUGACAAAUCCCACGGAAUAACGCUUUAAAAGAGUUGGAUGAUCUGGAAACAUCCGCGCAGAUUAGUGGAGGACGCAGGUCAGGAUGUUUCAUUUUCUUGGAUGAGAGCCGCCGGGGGACUUUUGCACCGGGACCGCUGGGGCUGUGAGGAGCGGUGAAGUCACCGGGGCGCUCACCCACCAGGAGCGGCUGAGCGCGCCCGGCUGGCUGCGGGGGAGGGUGGCGGUCACCGGUCACCGCGCGUCCCGGGGUCUCCUGAUGAUAACAAAGCGCCUGAUCAGACGAAUGACUUUCUAUUCUGGAAAUAUUUUCGUCUUGAACCAAAACAUGUUUAAGGAGUUUUUCCCCUUGAAGAAGCUUCGGCGGAAUGGCAAAUAUUUUCUGUUUGCCGCAAUUCUCCUCUUUGCAGUUUUGGCAAUUUACCAUGAAAUGCUCGCUGCAAGAGGGCAGAUCGAGGAUGUCGGUGGGUAUCCUGAAAGCAACAACCUGAGGAGAGAUGUGCUGAACCAAAAGGUUAGAAGAGACGAUCGGCCAGAUUGGGUGGAGGACUCGGCGGCUUGGGUGUCCAGCUUCACUCCGCAAACAUGGAAACCAGAGUUUAAGGGACAGGCCAAUCUGCAUGUGUUUGAGGACUGGUGCGGCACUUCUACCGCAGAGUUGCGCAAGAACCUGCACUAUCCUUUGUAUCCACAUUCCAGGACCACAGUCCAGAAACUUGCCGUUUCUCCCAGGUGGACCAACUAUGGCCUCAGGAUAUUUGGCUAUCUACAUCCAUAUGCUGAGGGAGACUUUGUGUUUGCUAUCAGCUCUGAUGACAACUCAGAGUUUUGGCUCAGCACAGAUCACUCCCCGCGCAACGUGCAGCUGCUGGCCUGGGUUGGAAAGACCGGCUCAGAGUGGACAGCCCCAGGGGAGUUUGAGAAAUAUGCCAGUCAGACCUCCAAACCAGUUAAGCUUUCUUCUCAGAAGAGAUACUUUUUUGAAGUUAUCCACAAGCAAAACGACAGAGGAACUGACCAUGUGGAGGUGGCUUGGCAACUGUUGGACCACGUCUUCGAAUUCAAGGUUAUUGAAUCUAAGCACAUCUCUCUUUAUGCUGAUGAGUCUGACUUGCUGCUGAGCGAAGUUGCCCACAUACCACAGACAGCCGCGAGCCACCAGAACACUCCCACAAAGCAGAGCAGCGCUGCAGCAGAUAUGCUGAGGGAAGACCCGAGAGACUCGCUCUACCAAGUCCAUCUGAUUAACAGCAAGUUCCUCCAAGGCGUUCUUCCUGAUUGCACAUACAACCCCACCUACACUAUCAAAGACUACCCUCUGCUUCGUUACCAAGGACUGCAGUUUGUCCAUAUGUCCUAUAUCUACCCAAAUGACUACACCCGGCUCACUCACAUGGAGACAGAAAACACUUGCUUCUACCCUGAGAGCUCCUACUACAAGAAGAUGUAUGGUUUUUCUAGAUAUAUGAGAUUUGAUCGCCUGGAUAAACACAAAAAUGGAAACACAGGCAGAGAUUUUGGUUUGCAGAAUAGGAAUUCAGUCCAGGAGGAGGAGGAUGACAACGAUGCCAACGAGGAAAGGAAAGAAACAAGGAUCGACCAGAUGAAUAACAAUGUGGACCCAGACUAUGGAGAUGAUUACGAUGAUUAUGUGCAGAACCGUAGGCGCAAACUAUUCUCCUUUGUUGCACAGGAUGCUAAUGAGACACUGGAAAAAUCCCCUGAUGAGAGAGGACAUAUAGAGGACUUUGAGAAAAGAAAAGAAAAGAGUGGAAUUUCCAAACUUAAAAAAGAUCUAGGAAAAGCACCUAAGGAGGUUUUAAAGCAAAGUAUGCACCAAAACAGGACUGAGGAAAAACAAGAAGUCUUAAUUGAAAAAAGAGAACCAGUGAAAAGAAAGGUCAGACCAGUUAAGAAACGCAAAGUCAAACCAGAGCAAACAAAUCCUCCACUACCUGUUGGUAAAGAGAUUAAAGCAAAGCAACAACCAGCCGUUCUGCCACAGAAACACACCCCCAGGCAACGCCCACUGCGGAGAGCUCAAAAAACAAACCAUACUCAAAUACGAACAUUCAAAGACCCACAGGUUGAAAUCCGGGAUAGGCAUGCUGCUGUGCCUCAGAAAACCAAUGUAACCAAUAAGCAGAAUCUUCCAGACAGAAAGGCGUUUCAUCCGGCCAUCAACAGCCAUUUUACCACCCCCAGCAGAACUGGCAAAGAAUUUAUCGUAAAAUCAAAUGAAGUGGAAACUGAUCCCAGAAAAGGCCUCAGAGAAAAGGAGAUAGAGCUGAAUAAGCCUCUAAGGCAAGACCUGGACAAUCAAAUCAAUGCCAAUAACAUGAAUGAUAGAAGAAAAAAUGAUAAAAAGUCGUAUUUGAGGGAAGAUGGAGGUCCCACAGACGAGGGAGACACUGAUCAUGUCAGGGCUGAAAGCAGAAAAAACACAACACAGGGAGAUGGAGACUCCAUGUGGGAGCAGCAAGGAGACUUGCCUAUUGAUCCAGACGAGGAGGAUCAGACUCCAGCGCCAGUAUUCGAUGCUAAGGUCAACUGGAACCAAACCUUCCAGGUGGACCAGCUGGACCUCCAGUCACAACGUUCUGACUGGAUUGACCUAAACUGCAACAUCUCUGGAAACAUGCUGCUAAACCCCAGCGAUGCUUUGACUGUGGUUUAUGCCUUCAUGGAUCAUCUUAAUGCAAAACACAACGGGCGAUUCACAUUGAUCCGUGUGAUCAACGUUGUGAAGCGUGUGGACGGUUACAGAGGAAGCCGCUACCUCCUGGAGCUGGAACUGAAGGAUGCCAAUGGCCAGCUGCUCCGCUUGACGCAUUACAUCUAUGCUCUGAUUCACCACAGCGAGCAAUGGAGUCAAGACUUUGCCUUUCGUCGCUCGAAGCCUCAACUGGUUCUUUGCAACCCGGUGGGGUUUCGCUGGAAUCCCGGCGCCACCGUUCAUUUCAUAGUGCCUGUCAAAAAUCAAGCUCGCUGGGUGCAGCAGCUGAUUACAGAUAUGGAGGAAGUGUUCAGACAAACCGGAGAUUCAAACUUCAACCUGAUCAUCACAGACUACGACAGCACAGACAUGGAUGUGAAGCAGGCCCUGCAAAAAUCCUCACUCCCCAGGUACCAGUAUGUGAAACUGACCGGAAACUUUCAACGUUCGGCCGGUCUGCAAGCAGGAAUCGAUUUAAUAGAUGAUGACCACAGCAUCGUUUUUCUUUGUGAUCUCCACAUCCACUUUCCUUCUUCAAUCACUGACACAAUCAGGAAACACUGUGUGGAGGGAUACAUGGCUUUCGCUCCCAUAGUCCUCAGACUGAACUGUGGCAGUACACCAUCAGAUGCCAGAGGUUACUGGGAAGUGAACGGCUUCGGUUUGCUGGGAAUCUAUAAAUCUGAUCUGGAUGCUAUCGGAGGAAUGAACACCAGGGAGUUCAGGGAACGAUGGGGAGGAGAAGACUGGGAGCUCCUUGACAGGAUCCUCCAAGGUGGACUGGAAGUGGAGAGAAUCUAUUUGAGGAACUUUUUCCACCACUAUCACUCCAAACGAGGCAUGUGGAACCGGAAGAUGUCAAUGAGCCAAGUGUGAUCCUCAUCCAGCUGCGACGCCUGGGCUUUGUCACGCCUACAGCCGUGGACACCAAAGCACUUUAAGGCUGGACUAUGUCUCCUGCUGCGUCUGUGUCAAACCUGCUGACCAUCGGAGACAGACAGAGACAUUAGAUCAGCUACUGACUUCAUCCACUCAGGCUGUUUGAUGAAUGUGGUAGCAGUGGAGCUUAUUGUUACCGAGGUGAUGCUGCCCAGAGUUUAUUCACUGGAUUCCCUGCUGACUACUACUACUGUAGCAGAUGAUAAAUGGCACUGAGUUUAAGCUCCCGCCAUUCACCCUGCUGCCUGAUGAAAUGCUAGUCUGCAUCAGAGGCUGAAAGCAAAAAAAGGAAUUUGAUCCAAAGAUGAAAACAGACCCAUACUUACACUCCAGGAAUGUAUGCAAGAACACCCAAGUGUCCUUUUUUGUUAUGAUCAGCCUGGCACAUGAGUCCUAACUGGCGGACAAAAGGAUGGAAAAGUUCAUGUUUGGUUUGUCUAUAUCUUAAAAGAAAGUUUAUUUUGUAAAGUACAGAUUUAAUAUUUAUAAAAUCAGUUUCUAGUUGAGGUUUUAUUUGCACAUAUAUUUGCAUAGAGUUUUAUUAUUGCUCCUCAAGUGCCCUGAUGCUUGGUGGCAUCCUAUUGUUAUCUGGAUGGUAAACAGCUGUAACUAACAUUUGACUUAAUGUUGCACAGACAAGUCAUUCAUGUGUUUAAAUUCCAGAUUUAUUAUUUUUAUUAUUUCAUUCUUGAGAUGCGUAAGACAUGUUGUUUUAUUUUAUGUAAAGCAAAGGAAACCCACAUAAACCAGAGGUUAUUGAACUGGUCUUUGGUUGUAAAAGCAUUUCUGAUUCCUUUAUAUCUACAACUUCUGACCAAAGAGGAUAUCCGAGUGAUGACUUGCUUGGUGGACAAAUAUUUAUAUAUCAUUUUUUAAUUGCAUUAGUUAAAAAUAAGGUUUUGGUGUUCGGCAUGACAGAAACAGAUUUAUCUACAACGACAGAGUUUGUGUGCACAAACAAGGAAUUUGUCUUUGGUUUUCCAUCUUAACAGUACAAACAGCAACAAUAAUAAAAUGUGACUUAAAGGGAUAAAAGGAAAAUACAAUAGGAAAAACAGGAUAAAUCUUGUAUCUACAAGUGUGUGCUAUUAUACAAAUAAGUAAAAGAGGGAAGGCAGUUUGUAAUAAUGCAACAGACUUUAAUUGGUUAUUUUAUCGUUAGUCAGGACAGUCUAUUAAACAU